Molecule: messenger RNA, 1314 nt
Organism: Anopheles nili
Lineage: Eukaryota; Metazoa; Arthropoda; Insecta; Diptera; Culicidae
Exons: 5
Coding region: 1-1314 (437 amino acids)
Source: RefSeq, a predicted model, not a curated record
AUGUGCCAGCAUGCCAGUUGGCCAAAACACAGAGAGCAAUGUAUUCCUCGUUUAGUAAUGGCUUCCGCUAAAGCUGCAAAGGAGAAAAAAAACAAUUCCUUGACCGAGGGGGAUGUUCUUCAAGCUGGCCAUUUUCCGGAUCCCGGUAGUAAGGUGAAGAUUUCACACGUAGCACAUGACAAAAUGUUCAUUUAUCAUGUAGAACGGGGUCCAAAUGGAGAGCCGAAUCAAUUUGAGACGUUGAUAAAGCGAUGCAUCGAAAAAUCCCGUCAAGUUAAAUCACAUUUCACGGUUCAACCCAAAGUGAAUGAUAUAGUAUUUGCUCCCUUCGAAGAUGAAUUUUACCGUGCCAUAGUGAAAGAAAUCAAAGGAAAUAAGGCUCUCAUUUUUUAUCCUGAUUUCGGGAAUUCGGAAACAAUGGAGUGGUCUAUGUUAAAAGAAAUUCCCGAUCCAAAUAUAAAAUAUGCGAAUACGUUCACCCAUCCGGUUUGGAUUGACAAUAUUUCGGAGUUUACGGCGCCUAUUCGCGAAUUUCUACAAACACUCAUUGACGAACAGGAAUUUAUACUCACUACUGUUAUCGAUGUGCCAAAGACAUCUAUCAAAAUGGUUGAUAUGCGCCAUGUGCAGGAGAAGUACAUCCUUAGCACAAAACUUCUCACAAUACCUGGAAAUAAGACUGAGGAUAGGAAACCGAUUGUUUCAUGUCCACCGUUGGCGAAGAAAAUCCAAACGGCAACAAAGUUCGUAGUUCCUAAUCCUGAAACAUACAAACGAGUUGGGGUGGAAGAGUUAAAGGAACUAGAAAUUAACGAAGGAAAAGGAAUGGAAUUAAUUAUUGUCAAUGCAUCACAGGCGUUUGAGGAAAAUCUACUAACCGUAGUGCAUAAAUCGCACCUCUCGCAAUACGAAACGUUGCUUCGAGACUGUCAGCACUACGGUAAAAUCGAUAAAAAUCCUUAUGAACCGGAUAAUGAUGAGGCGUGCUUAAUACAGUUAUGUGAGUUUUGGCAUCGUGCUAUUUAUAUUGAACCAUCAGACAUAACCGGCGGACAAUUUUAUCUCUUGGAUGACGCUACAUGCACUAAUAUGGAAACUGUGUCUUCAAUUCGGCGAUAUCCGCCAGCAAUGUCGCGAAAAUUGUUUGUCUUGGAAGGUGUAUUGGAGAAUGCCCAAAAUCUUCUGAAAUCCAUUGAUGGCAAUAAGCAAAAUGUGAAUAUGUUGCCUGGUAAGACGUUGAAAGCUGAUUUGCACUUGUCUAAGGAUGAUGAGUUGGGUGAGACGACUCAUAUCACUGUUCUGUCCAUCGACUAA